AUGCCGAAAUGCCAGGAGCCCAAGAGACACAGCGUAAACAGGGCAAAAGGGAAAAACGGGCGUGUAGAGGCCGCCGCCGUCGCCGUCGUCGCCGUCGCGGGCAGAGUGCAAUUUCCAGGGGUUGCUAGCAAGUGUUCCAGGAGCGAGAUCACCAACUUGCUCGCCAACUUCACCAACACCCGCACCCGCACCCAGAGGACAGCCACAACAGCACCCGCACCAGCAUCAGCUACGAGCAGAGACAUCUUCGCGGUAUCGGUACAAGGGCUGGGACGGCAUGGCCUGUCGCUGCUGAGCCGGACGAGCGAGCCGCAGUCGAGAGAGACGAGAAGGACGCCAGCAUCAGCCACGCCAGCAGCUGGACGGGACGACGUAUCAAUGCCCCCAGGCGUCUCGGGGCCUGGCAACAGAUCUGGCACUGCUGCUGCAGACUCGAGAGACCCUCCAGCGUCGCCGUCGAGCGCCGUCGACUCGAUAUUUCUCCCCAAGCGGGCGUCUGCUGCCCGUUCUGCUGCCCAACGCAUCGCUUCCUGGUCACCGUCGACCCGAGAUACGCCUGGAGUAGCGCCGGUCUUUGCUGCUGCAACAACAGCCAGGGCAACGUUAGAUACUGCUACGACAAACACUGAGAAAGACGCGGCUACAGAGCACAAGGACAAGGGCAGACAGUCCAUCUUUCGACGGCUGUCGCCCAGUCUUGCGGCGCGCGUGAAGCUGCUGGACGGGGCUUCAAGCAAGUCUGACACUGCGUCGGCUCGAAGCCAGUCCAAGAGCCCGGUGGGGAAAAUACCGGCCUCCCAGCUGCAGGAGCUCGAACGACAGAACGUCGACCUCUCCAUCCGGGUGCAGCGGCGCGGACGGGCGUGGAGCGGUGGACUGAGUGCGCCGCACCGGGAGCAGGACUCUGGCCGCACACUCUCGCAGACAAGCCCCGUUGAACCAGAAGCCAACGACCACGCCGAACGAGACGCAGUAGCAACAGCAACAGCCGCACCAACAGCCGCACCAGUUCCAGUUCUAGUCCCAGCACCGGUGGUAGAUCAUAGGAUCCUCCCUACUGUGGAGGAAAAGGACGCGUCUACUGAUACUGAUAUACAUUUGAGUACCAUGGGGACGGCGGGAAUGAGCCACGGGGCGACGAUAGAUGCUGCCGACUCUGACAUCCCUCCGCCGCCGCCGCCCAAGGACACACCGCCGCUGGGACACUCGAGCACCGGGUCAAACGCGUCAGAGUCGUAUUUUAACCCUCUCGGCCUCAACAGACCGGACUCCAUAUACUCCUUUUCCCGGGCCUCUUUCAGCAACCAACUCUCACAGCUCACAUCCAUCAGCCUACCACAACCAGCCGCCCUCGAGGAGAGCAUAGCGUCGAUAUCGAGUGCCCCGGCCGCCGUGCGAGCGCUCAGCGGUGCUGCAGACCAGAUUCAGAAGUGGACAAACAAAGCGUCGGAGGUGUUGGGGGGACUCGAGGCCGAAGAUGACGUCGAAUGGGCUGCUGCUGGAGGCAGAGAAGGCCUGGACGAUGUUGACAAGGCCGUCUCCAAAUUCGAAUGUCUGGUCAAUGUCUAUGUCAAGGCGAUCGAGGAGGUCCAGGUCCGCGAGGACAUCGCAGAGGUUGGCUCCGAAUCGCUGAAUAACAUUGUCACACAGAUGGAACAGACCAUUCAGAAUUGGGGGAAAGUAGGCGCUCUGCUACAUGGAGUCAAGGAACAGGUCGAACUGGCAAUGGAAUGGGAGGAGCUAUGGAACGCUGUACUCGGAGAUGUCGGCCUAGAGAUUGACAACCUGUCGAGAAUGAUCUUUGAAAUGGAGGAAAAGAGACACAAGUCCGUCAUGGUCAUGGAGAUGGAUAAUGAGCCAACAACAGGUCUAGAUAUCAACGAGCUUGAGACCAUUGUCGAAGAGACGCCGUCAAAUAUACCUACAAACCCACGGCUUAAUUUUGCAUCCUUCAUGUCUUCUGGUACGCAGACACCAGGAACAGCCAACCAGCAGGAUGAAUCAAGCUUGCUGGCCUUGUUUGCACGGAUGCAGCCACUUCGGGCAUCCCUUGACUUCUUACCCAUGAGACUCUCUAUGUUCCAGUCCAGAGCCAAAGAUAUCUUCCCCAGCGCCUGCGAAGAACUCGAAGACCGAAGACUUCGUCUCGAACAGGGCUACAAGAAACUGGAAACAGACUCUGAGGCGCUCAGACGCGAAUUAGCUGAGGACAGAUGGGUCAUCGUGUUUAGAAACGCAGGCAAACAGGCACACAAGAUGUGCGAGUCUGUCGAAAGGAGCGUCUUGAAGCUGCGUGAAGCCAUCGAGGGAGGCAUACAACAUAACAAUCCCACCGCGCUUGCUAAACGUGCAGAGAACUUUGAAGCAAAGAAAGUGCACUAUGGAUCAGCUAUUGAACGGGUGCUUUCUAUCAUCCAGAAGGGCAUCAAUGACAGACUGACUGUCAAUGGUGAGAUUAUUCGGCUUCUUGCCGACCUGACAGCGAGGUUUGAUGCGCUGCAGGCCAGUGUACAUGCCAUGGACGCACUGUUGGAUGAGCUCAACAGUCGACAACUACGAGAUUCUGUCUCGAGCAUUCUUACGCUCGACAGCCCUGCAGGCCGAAGCAUCGGUACCCCUGGAAGCUCUCCUGCUUCGUCGGUCAUCAUAUCAAACGGCAACACCAAUGGUAGCACGGCUAACAUUAACAACCACACCAUGAUACAAGAUACCAGCAGGCGAAGUAGCGUUGCAGGUGGUGGCAGCACCGCCUCUAGGGGUACUGCAGCAAAGCUCAAACGCCAUUCUGCUCUGCCUGGCCCAACUUCUACCGGCAUUGGACAUACACCUCGCAAGCCGUCUAUACCGCGAGCAGUCAGCACACCUAAGAUAACCACUACCAAUCACUCCGGACGUCCUGCAUCGCGGACAGGAUUGGUAGACCCAUUGACUGUCCUCACAUAUUCAAACUACGUCCCUGACGGUAGACCCCGGUGGAACGCAACAUACAACACCAAAGACCUCGUUGUAGGCCACGUCUACAAACCACAAAACCCUCCUCCUGCAUCAUCAUCAUCAUCAUCAAACAGGAACCUCCCUGUCCCCAUCUCUUCUCGUUCACCUCGUCCAUCUCACAACCAGUCCACUUAUUCCUUUGGCCUUCGCAGCCCCCUCAGCCGCGAAUCCUCUUCAUCCCCUGCUCCUGGCAGACCAUCAAGCCGCCUUCAUCGCGGCGUAACAGACCGUGGCUCCUUGGAGCCUGGUACCAGCCAUGCUCACGGAACUGCUCCAUCACCAUCUCCCUCCCCCUCACCCAGACCAUCAGUCUUUGAUCCUCCUCCAUACAGCAAAUUGCGCAAACAAGCUGCCGCUGCAGCAUCAUCCGCUUCUUCCACCAUUACAACCGCAACAGCAAGGCCAGCAUCAAGACUAAUGCCCCCUACUCCGACCCGAAGGGCAAAGACCCCUGUACCGAGCGUCCCUGCUCCAACACCAGUGUCCAAGCUAGCUGCAUCUCCUAAACCAGCACUUGCUACUGCCCCAAGAAGUAGACAGAGUUAUGCUGGUGUUCCUAGCUCUCGGACCAGUUUUAUGCCAACCAACGAUGGCCCUGGGGCUAAAAAGUCCGCUGGGCCUCCACCUGUGGUUGCCCGUCCAGGCACUUCUCUCGGUCACUCCAGCCGUCGAAGCAGCAUGCUUCCUCUCCCUAGAACAGGAGUGGCCGGUCGAUCCGGACGUGAGAGUGCCACAGGUACUCGAAAAGACGAACGGCCGCCAUGGAGGUAA
This is a messenger RNA of Trichophyton verrucosum HKI 0517, 3765 nucleotides long. RefSeq lists its product as uncharacterized. Lineage: Eukaryota; Fungi; Ascomycota; Eurotiomycetes; Onygenales; Arthrodermataceae. The transcript has a single exon. Gene Ontology annotation, cellular component: cell cortex; spindle pole body; mating projection tip. Gene Ontology annotation, biological process: nuclear migration along microtubule; mitotic spindle orientation checkpoint signaling; establishment of spindle localization. Bases 1 to 3765 code for a protein of 1254 amino acids. The record is from RefSeq and is a predicted model, not a curated record.